This is a messenger RNA of Lytechinus pictus (painted urchin), 11568 nucleotides long. Its product is annotated as protein outspread-like. Gene Ontology annotation, cellular component: actin cytoskeleton. The transcript has 15 exons. The record is from RefSeq and is a predicted model, not a curated record. Gene Ontology annotation, molecular function: actin filament binding. NCBI's taxonomy places the organism in Eukaryota, Metazoa, Echinodermata, Echinoidea, Temnopleuroida, Toxopneustidae. The coding region runs from base 364 to 7374 and encodes 2336 amino acids.
UUGGAUAAACCCCAGAGGAUAGAGGAUGAGCCUGCUGAGGCCAAACCUGAUGUACCAUUGUCCAGUGAUGAUCCAUUAUCAGAGAUUGAAAGCUUAGAACGAGAAGAUGAACUUGGUACAGAUGUCAUUUUAACCACUGCCAGAGACACUACUGACAUCUAUACUGCUUCAAGCAAAGCUGCAAGAAAGGAGAAGUCCAACCUCAGAAGAUCACACAGCGCCCUCGAGCAUCGGCCAGAGAAGUAUGAAAAACAGACAGUGAGGAGAACACCCUCGGCGCAGACGUCUUCGACCACUGCAGAAGCAUCGUCUUCACCAGUAAGGAAGGAUAGAGAGCAAAGGUUGAAUCGGCGUCACACAACAAUGGGUAGGUCAGAGGUCAAGGAAGUGCUUGGGAAUGAUGAACAGGUGACAGGAAAAGGUGAUGCGUCAAGGAGACCGGUAUCAGACGGUUCCAGCCAUAAGUAUUCAGCUAGUUCAGGGAUGCGUAGUAGACAUUCAGAAUCUGCCCUGUCAGAGUUAGAAGCAGAACUUGGGGGUCAGGCUGACUCUGUUCUCAAAUCCCAUCGAGAUUCACUUCCAGCUCAAACCAAUAGCACAGAACCUUCAUUACAUAGAAACAAUAAUAAUGUUUACAAGGAUGUUUCACCCAGGUUGUCUCCUACGCAACAAGCAACAACAUCGUCCUCCCGCAAGUCCAGUAUCAGCGAAAGGAGUGUUUCACCAUCCGACUCUCAAUCUACCACCGACUCUCAAUCAAAGAAACCUCAACCGUCCAAAGCAGACACGAAUACCCAGAACCUGUUGUCGCAGGAAGAGUUACAACGCUUGGACGUUCCAAAGAGAGGGCGUUUGAAAAUGAACAAAGCAUUAAUUGAAGGAGAGACACAAUCUCCAAGCAAGAGAACAAUAGAGAGAAGACGCCAUGCACACGAGAGACGGAAUAGGCAUACUCUUGAUGGUAGCUCUGUGCCGUUCCCGAUCUCAGAAAGAAAAAGUCCACCAGAGGGUACACCUAGGUUAAAACGAAGCAGCUCAGAUCCAAACCUUGCAGACAAUGAAGAGGUGAAACGCAAGGAGAUUGCAGAAACAUUUCCGGGUUUAUUGCAUCUCAAGAAUGGCUGGCUAAUGAAAAGAGAUUCAGACCUAGAGGAUUGGAACAAAUACUGGUUUGUACUUCGGGACAACAAACUCAGCCACUUCAAAGAUUCAAGUGAUGAAAACCCAAGCAAUCUAGCAGGAGCUGUAGACCUGGCUCAGUGUAAGGAGGCAUCUGAAACAUCAGCAAGCAGAAACUAUGGAUUCCAGAUCAUGAUGGAAGAUGAAUCCGUUCAUCACCUUGGGGCAAUGACCAGCAAGAUUAGAACAAACUGGAUUCAAGCUAUUAACAAGGCGAUUGCAACCGCCCAAAAAGAAGCAAGUCCCAACGUCCCUGAGAAAGAAGCUGUCAACCUUGUUCAAGUCGAUGCAGCUCCUAUCGAACAAGAAGAGACAACUCCUGUCCUGUCAGAGAAGCCUCCGCCCAUACCUCAGACCACUCCUGCACCUGAUGUCAUACCUACCCCUCUCCCCAAACAGGACAGUAUUGAAACCUCAAGGUCUAACCUGACAAUAGACCUGACCUCUAGGCAUAGGAAGAGCAGUUUGGACAGUAGGAUAAGUGAUACUGCUAGUCCAACAGAGAAAGAACCACCUGCCUUCCCAGAACGGCCAGGAUCCUUCAGAUAUAAAGAGAGGCGGUCAAGGAGAUCAUCAAGAGAAGAUUUCAAGCUGCAGAAGAGUUCAUCAAGGUCUUCCAUGAAUGGUCGGUCAUCAUCGACAUCUAGUGACGUAUUUGAGACACCUCCAAAUACCCCAACUCCUAUUGAGCUUAGGAUAGAGGAGCCUGUGAGAAGGACAUCAGUAACAUCAACAAGAAGUGAACAAGGCAUCAGGGCAGAGUCUCCUAUACAGAUUCAGAAAAUUGAGGCGGACAGUGUGAAAUCUCAGUUCGAACAACAGAAUGAGAGUGUAGCAAUUGAGAAUACUGAGCAGAGGAAGAAUUCUGAUGGUUACCACAGACUAAACUCAAUGGAUGGUGAUGAUGAACAGAAGGCUCUUGUCUCUCAGCUUGAGACAGUGGUGAAGAAACUGAGCCAGGUGGAACUACAGAACCAAACCCUUCACAUGGAAGUCAAGCAGGCACGCAAUGCCAGUGAGCUGGUCAAACAUGAGAAGGAAGAAUUGCAUGACCAGCUGGAGACUGCAACUGGAGCUCUGGAUAAGAGAUCUAAGGAAUGCAAGACCAUCCAGGCCCGUUUUGAGAAACUUGUCUCAGACUAUCAGGAGAGUGAGAAGGAAUUGAGCAAGGCCAGAUCCUCUCUGAAGGCAGAAAGGGACAAAGCUGUGACAAUGAUAGAGAGACUCAACCAACAGAUUGAGAUUGUAGAAGGGGAGAAGAAGGACUACAGGGAAAGGGCGAAGAAGUGGGAAGGUGAACUCUCCACACAGAACAAAACUAUGAUGCAUCUAGAAAAGAAUCAGGAAGAAUCUCAGAAAAUAAUCAAGAAGCUUUUAGCCAAGCUGGAAGGCUACAAGCAGAGGAUAGAAUCCAAAGGAGUGGAAGAAACUGCAGCCAAUAAAGAACAUAUAGCAAAGCUUGAGAAGCAUCAGCAAGAACUGCAGGCUGUGAACAUACAGCUCCAGACCAGACUUCAGGAGAUGGAACAAGAGCUAGAUGCAAGGUCUUCAGAAAACACUCAAAGAUUUGAUUCUGAAAGCGAAUUUGAAACAGAACUUGCAGACAUGAGGAUGGAGCUUUCUGAUCGUGAUGAGCAGAUUGAACAACUCAGUGAACAGCUGGAGGCUGAAUUCUCAGAAAAAUCUGAGCUUCAGAAGAAAUAUGAUGGCCUUCUUGCAGAGUCUGCGCAGUUUGUACUUGAGGGGCAGGGUGAUAAAGUACCAACAGGGUCUGCAGGUGAUGUGGACUUGGACAACAGACUGAAAGAAACAUCAGCCAAAUUGGAAAGCCUCAAGAUACAGCUCUCUAAUGAGUCUUCUUUAAGAAAGCAGACAGAAGACAAGUUAAAUGUUGAAGCAUCUGCAAGGAGGGGGCUGGAAGAUCAUAUGAAGGAAAUGGAAGAGAAGUUUAGGAAUGCCACUGAAGAAAUGCACCACACAUCUCAAAUCCAGGAUGACACAAAGAACUUGAUGGAGUUGCUGCAAGGGAAGAACAAAGAAGUUGAGAAACUUCAGACCGAGAUGAAGAGGAUGGAUGCAGACAGGAUAUCGUUGAUGGAGCAGACUGGUAUACACCAAGCAACUGUGGAUGCACUCAAACAGCAGCUGAAUGAAUCUGAAGAAGCAAAGACAACCUUGGAAGGAGACUUUGAUUGUGUGCUACAUAGUAAAGUAGACUUGGAAGAGUCUUCUAAACAACUAACAGCAGAAUUGGCCACUGUCAAGUCAGAGUUAGAAUUGCUGAGGCAGGCUUCGCAGAAUGCUAGCAGUGCUGAAGCAGAAGAGGCAGCCAAAAAGGAGGCGACAAGGAAAGAAAUUCAGCUGCUUCAGGCUCAAGUGGAGAAAGUUCAAAGCAUGUACACUGAAGAUAUGUUUAAAAAAGAGCAACUUCUAGCUGAAAAGCAUGAAUUCUAUUCAGAACUUGAGAGAAAAUUUGCGAAUCUCCAGUCCCAGUUGACCCAGAAGGAAGAGGCACUUGCCAUAAGUGAUCGGAAGUCCGGUGAGAAGGUGCUGGAGAUGAGACAACAAGUGGAACAAUUGGGACAGAAGGUUGAUAGGGGUGACAGGGAGCUUAAGCGGUUGAGACAAGAGCUCAAGUCAUCCCAAGAUAACUAUGACGCUUUGGAAUUAAAGCAUAUGCAGAGUGUUGAAGAAGCUAAGCAGCAGCAGAAGAGCCAGCAAGAACAGCUUGAACUGAUGGGUAGGCGUAUCCAAGACCUGACUAGCAAGCUGGGCUUAGCAGAACGCAAGCUUGCAGGGGCAACUUGUACUGCUUCUAAGACAGCUGAUACUUCUGAGAGCUCUGACUGUCCAUCCAGUGAUGGUGCAGAUGGAGGCUUAAAGAUUAAGGUGUUGGAGUCACGUCUGGCAGAGAUGGAGAAGAAGCUUAAGCAGGUGACCCAUCGGUUGGUGGAUGUAACUACCAGGGAGCUUGAAAAGCGCAAAGCUUACCAGGCCAAAUGCGUAACAGAGAAUAGGCUCAAAGAUCAGGUGCGUGGGCUGCAAAGAGAAGUGCUUGCCCUGAGACAACAGACAGAGAAGGUACAGUCCCAUUCUGAAUCUUCAGCCCGCCAAACGCACCAUAUAUUGGCCCAAUGUCGCCAGCAUCUAAUGCGUAUUCAGCCUGCAAAACCAUCACAGUCCAUGGGGGAGAGUGUUUCUGAUUUUUCAAGGGUGUCCAAGGAAUCAACUAACACUGCUAAUCCAACUGACAAAACCAUCACUGCUGUCCUUUCAUCCGCUACCACCUAUCAUGUAACGGAUGCAUGCCACACACUUGAUAAAGCAAUAGAUCUUUUGAAUUCUCAAUUUAAAUCCCUUGAAAACCGUAAGAGAAAGUCCCUUACAGAAUUUUCAGAGUCAGUCAUUCUUAGUCUUGGUGACUUAUCAAGUCUAUCAGAUGGGGAUAAUCCAAAAUCUCCCCGGAGUUGCCCUCCUAGUCCAUUGUUUUUUCCCACUAGUCCUCCCCUCUCUCCCGAUACUUCCCCUAGGGGCUCAAAGCACACAAGCAAGGUGUCCGAUAAACGUUUUGGUCAGUUCAAGUUUCCUACCAGAGCAGCUCAUGGGGUAGGUUCCCAGGCAUUCAGUAGUAGUAAAAUCCAGAGGAUCAGGUAUUGCCAUUGUCUUUUAGAAGUGGAGUAUCUCAAUUCUUUCUUGGUAGAAGUUUCGUCAAGUGCUGUCGGAGAGGAGAAGGUCUUGCAGAUUUUGUCUUGUCAACGUAUGAUAGAAGCUGAAGACAGGGAUGGUGUCAUAGAAGUCCUGCUCCCAGUUGACAAGAAUGUCUCUGGAUAUGCUGCUGGCCUUUCAAAGACAAUUAUUAGAGAGGCAGAGAGUGAAUUCUUGGCAAUGAAAGAGCCAAUUGAAAGCUAUCCCACCAUCGGAUCUAAUGAGAUAAGUGCAGUCUACACUGCCUGUACCACCUUCUUCACUAGUAAUUGGGAAUUUUCACAUUCCUUGGAAAAAGAUUUGGAAGUGAAAUGUGAUGAUCUUGCCAAGAUCCUUGCUGACGAGACAGUAGCCAAGAAGAAUGAAUCACCAAGUGAAACCAAGAAAGGACUAAAACCAAAGGAAUCUGGAUAUAAUAACCCGCAGAGGAUAGCUGGAAAGAAUGACUCUGGUCUAGGGUUGGAUUCUGACUUGGCACCAUUUGCAGAGGGAAUUGCCUAUGAAGAGGCAUUACGUGUUGCUAUGGAAUGUGUCAGCAGUGAGCUUGUCCUUGCAGAAGCUCUUCAGUGUGUUAAUUCUACAAUUGAAGACUUUGUUGGAAAGAUUGAUUCUGAAGAGCUGAAGUGCAAACGAGUAAUAAGUUUGCUGAGGGGUGUUUGUACUCAGAGGUUUGGCCUAAUCAGGGAUGCAAUAGCAAGACAAUUGGAAGCAACAAGUGGACUCAUCAGACAGAAGUACUGGGAUUACCUGCAAGAGAGUGAAGAUGAGAUAGAAACAAAGACGGAAGAGAGCAAGAAGAAAAAGAAGAAGUCAAAGAAAGAACCAAAAGAUACCUGUAAAAAUGGAAUACCAAAGAGCUUGGAAGAAAAUCGUGAAGGAGCCACUGAGAAGGAAAUUGCUAUCUUGGUCUUGAUGAAAGCUGUUCUAUCUGGUUUAGGUGUUCAUUUGAGAAGUGAAUUGAGUACGUUGGCUGAAGGUAACAGCAACCAGAACAACGACAGCACUGGAGGUUUGUCCCUUGAUGUAAUUGGAGAUAUUGUACUUCCCAGUGAGAUUAUUGAUUAUUCUGAUCAUGUUGCUGGCAUGGUCAAAGAAGAUACAUGUAGCAAAGAAAGAAGACAGGAAAUUGUGGAUACAAAUGCAGUUGUUCGAUCAAGGACCUCUACUUUAGAGAGUAUCACUGCAGAACACUCCAGGAACAUUGCAUUGGUGAGAGAACGCUAUGAAGCCAUCAUCAAAGGAGAGAGGAGAUUCCAUGAACAAGAGCUGACCCAGCUUCGUCAGCGACUUGUGACUGCUGAUAAUACAGUUAAAGGACUUGAAGAUGAAAUCUCAGCCAUGGGGCAAAGGGAUGAAGAUUCUCCCAGCAAAAUAAACUUUGGAUUGUUAGCUAGAGGGCAAUUAGAUCUGAAAGAAGCACAUGAACAAUUAUAUAAGAUGAGGAUGGCUGUCUUAGAGCUGUCAGAGUUGCAUAAGAUAAAGUUCAGUGAGAUGGAGAAGGGGAUCCAAGCAAUUACAAGAUGUUAUCAGAAGGAAAAGGAGGAUCUCCAUGCCAUCUAUCAAGAAAAGCUGAGUGAGGUCCAAGACAUUGGUAGACGAGACCUGGCUCACGCCCAGCACCACUACCAGAAAGGAAUCACGGAGAUGGAGCGCCAGCUUGAAUGCCAGACCAAAAGGCUGAAGGAGGCUAAGGAAGAACGGAAUGAAGAGCUUCUCCAGGCCCAGCAGAGGAACCACGCCCAGAUGGUAGAGGAGAUAGAGAGAAAGCAUAGAAAGGAGAUGGAGGAUAGAGAAACAGAGAGGAAACUAGAAAAGGAGAAAGAAGAUGAGUCUGUCACCACGGCGAUAUCAGUAUUAAAGGCAGCAUAUGAAGCUGAGCUUGAGAAGGAGAAGCGCUUAUCACAGGAAUCAUAUCCAAAAGAUGUUGAGACCAUCAUGAAAAGGCAUAGAGAGGUAGUUACACAGAUGAACAGAGACUGGGUCAUCCUGUCUACAAAGUUCUCUGAACAAUGUAAGGAGAAUACCAUGUUAAGUAAAGCUCUGCGUGCCAUGCAACGCUCACAGAAAGAGGCCCAUGAGAAGCUACAGAAAGCCCAGGUAGAUAAUAGAAGGAAAGUCUCAUCACUUGGAGAGCAACUUGAAAGAAUAGAGAUGGAGGAGGAUGAAGAUGAUGAUGAUGACGAGGAGGAGGAUGAAGGGCAAGAUGCAGAAAAAGAAAGGAAAUUGAAGGUGUUAGAGAUGAAUCUGAGAUUACGAGAGCUGGAGCUCGAGUUUGCCCUCGAAGAGAUAGAUACUUUGAAACAAGAAGGAAGAGAUAGACAGAAGACAAUGGGGGAGAAGGAGGACAUAUCAGGAGCUGGAGAGAAACCUCGCCGGAGCUCUGUCACAACUCCACCAGAGUCUGAUGGUGCCACACGACCAAAAAACCGAAGAAGUCUUUCAGAUUUAACACAUAUGUUUCACAAAUCAAAAAAAGGAGAAAAGAAGUAACCAAACUCAAGGGAGGAUCUACCAUGAUUAAUUCGUAGCUCUGAGAGGAGUGGGUCAAUAUGCUGAAUUUAGAACAAACCCUGUUACUAGUAUUUAUUAAUCUCUUGCUCUAAAUCCAGCAUCAACCUAUCUUAGUAUGGAUGGCGUUCAAUACUUCCAAUCCCAGUCUUCACAAAGGAACAGUUGGUUACCUGUGCUAUACACGUCUGGUUGAUCAUCCAGACGGCAAUUUGCCCCCUUCUUGAAUAGCGCCCUCACAAGACUUGACAGAUUAAAUACUUGUGCUCGCUGUGGUUUCCUCUCAAAUUCUUCUUGUGUCUUGGAUGUCAUCUUUGCAUCCCUUCAGACGUCUGGCUGUUAGGCACUUGUGCUACAAGUCUAGAAUCAUGCCACUCUUGUUCAGCAAUGGUCUUUGUAGGGUAACCUGGGUGCACCCGUUCUUCCAUCCUCUGAAACAUUCUGAGGAUUCAUCUCCCAAGUAACGACCUAAUCAGUGUCUGCGCUGGUCUAAACUGCCUUUCAGUAAGAGAGAAGACUCCUAUACCUCCUCUAUUUCCUUUGCCUAGUAACUCUUGAAAUUCUUAAUCAACCAAUACUUCAAAACUACCGACUGCCAUAAGAACUGUAACCUUGUAGAGGUUACAGGAUUCUAGUCACCCAUCUAUAGACCUUAUACAUCAUGAUAUCAUUGCUCCCUCACUCAGAGGAUAUAGGAAUGUCAGCUUCAGAUCACCAAUGCAUUCAAGGCAUUGAGUUGAACCUAAAAGAUGGUGACAUAAUGACGUUAAUACAUGAGGUUUAUUUUUACUGAAAUGCUCUUUAAAGUGUCUGCCAUGAUAUAUUCAUCAGCUAUUACUUCAUUCAACCCUUUAUCCUAACCAUAGCUUCUAUCAUCAAUUAUUCAUGUAGUACCUCAAUCAGCAGUAUUCAUUUCUAGAAGCUGGUAUAUUCAUCAAUUCUUGCUCUCUUAAUUAAGCCAAAGUUAUAUCAAAGUCAUAUGUAACAAAUGUAAUUCCAUAUUGUCUUGUUACCACUCCCGAGUGGAAGGGUGUGGGGGCACUCAGAUAUAUUGGUGUACACACUCAUAUUCAUAGUCCUUUAAGAUACUUGUGGCAUGUUUGUUCCUAAAUUUAUUCCCUGAACAAGAUAAAUCUAACCCUAUAUAAACCAAAAUUUAGGAUCACCCAUUUUGACUCGCACAUAGUCACCAGUUUGCCUGGGGUUGGAAUAAAACAGGCACAGAAUUCUUGUAUUUUCCAUUGAUUUAUAUCAGUCUGCCCUGGCAUGUACUACUUGGGCUGAAUAUCCUUGAAAAUAUCCUGAAAUAUUCCGUUCACAUAUUAAUACUGAUUGUGUAUUGCAUGAUUCACAUGAAUAUAUGUAUACAUAUGUAUACAUGAAUGUGUAUACCAAAAUAUUUGAAUGCCCCCCCCCCCCCCUGGUGGUGCUACUUCACUGCUCUCAUAAUGAAUUCACUUCAGUUGGCCAGCCCUGUUUUAGUAACUAGAUUCACAUCUUCUCUGUUGAAUUUUUUUUUACUGUAUAUAUCCGCAAUUGAUAUUAUUUUUGUAUCAAUUAUCAGGAUUGAAGACGAUUACUAUGUCAAUUUAAACAUUUUUUAAACUCCGCAAACUUUGUUUUCCCUUUAAUUCAUAUUUGUUAAAUCUCAUCACACUUGUGUAUAAAGGAAGAUGAUAGUUUUGUCAUUUCUGAUAUAAGUCAUUUUAUAUAGAUUUUGUUACAGUGCUUUUUAGUAACCUUGCAAACUUAUUUGCUGUAUAUAUUUUGUUUAUAAAUCCUCCACAUUCUAAUAUAUUUGUUUUUGUUGUACAAUAUAUUUAAAGAAUUUUUGACAAUAAAUAUACAGAUAAACUAGACUAAAACAUUAUACUUUCUACUUCAAGAACCAAUAUGUCAUCUUUGUUUUUUAGUUUCUUAUGGAACCAUGGCAUUGUAUAUGAACAUUGAAUGUGUAUCACAUGUAUUAACGUCCUUUUAGCAGAAAUAUCUGUAUAACAAAUCUGUUUAACAAUCAUAAAGUGAAACUGUGUGCUCUUAUCUUGUUGACUUAAAGACGAGUGUACAUAUUAAUAAUAUCACUGUGUAUCCAGUGUGAUAGAUUCCCCCAAUACCUCAAUCUUACUGUGUCUUGCCCAUUAAUACACAACAUAUUCCUCAUUAAAUGAAUCGAUUUCCAGGCAGAGAACUCGCCUUAAUGAUAUCAAAUAAAUGCCCGAGCAGCUCUUACUAAUCAUAUUUAUUUAUUGCAUGUCUUUGUAGAGUGUCUUUGCAGACCAUUGAUUGAUUCCUAUAAAGAGCUUCAUGUAUGACCCAUGUAUACAACCAUGCUGCAUGGUUUUGUGAAGUGUAAAAUAUGAAUUUUGUGUGCAUUACACCGUAUUUUGAAGAGUAUGUUUUUGCAACCCACCAAACUUAUCUUACUGUACGAAUGAUGUAAUUCAGUUUUAACUUCUUUCAUAAAAAGUUCCAUAUUUUUAAUUUUUGAAUAUGUUGUACUUUUACUUUAUACACUUCAUCGCAUAUUGAAAGGUAUUUUACUUAUUUCAGAAUUACAUUCGCUGAUGUCAAUCUACUGUUGUAUUUUUAUGUUGAUUUUAGUGCUAAUAACAAAAGAAGUCAAUAUAGAUAUUUUCCUUAUUUUAACAUAGUUUCUUCAUCAAGGAAUAAUUAUUAUCUAGACAAAACAGAUAAAAGCAAAGCAUGUUGUUUUUGUGACCAAACAAGUUAUGAGAUAUAUUCCAAAAAGUUAUUCCAUUUUUUGACACUUGUGAACAUCUAGGUGUAGAAUAAUCACAGUUAAUAUUUCUUUAAGAAAGAUUUUUAUGUCAUGUUAUUCAACCAAAUAUUUUUUUCCCAUGAUGUAGGGAUUUCAUAUCAUUCUUUGUUGGAUAUCGUCCUACUUUCUUUUAUUUUAUGUUGUGCUAAUUUUUAUGUUAACAGAGAGAUUUUUUAUUGUCUAUGAUGGAUAAGAGUUUGAUAGAACAGUCACCUUAUUAGGGUGAAAUGGAUGAAUGUAUUAUUAGUUAGACCUUUAUUAAUAAAACAAAUUAUCUACAUCUUUUCUUGCAGAUAAAGUAUACUAGCUGUAUAAGGUUUGUUUGUUUUUCCAUUUGUAUACAUUACUAUUAAUUUUACAUUGUUCAUCUGAUAGUUAUCAUUCAUUGGAUUUCAUUAAAAAUGACAGACUUUCUGUUUUAACCGAUCUGUUACUUCACACAUUCAGUUCUAAUACAUAAUUUCCAAAUGUUAGUAUAAUCAAGCCAUGGGUUCAAACCACAUCAGAUUGCUUUGGAAGAAAUGUCAAUUUUAGCAGAUUCUAAUCACCUUUUCUAUCCUUGUGGGGUGGUAUUAGUGAUCUGAUAUUCCUUAAUAAAUACAUUAUAAAUUAAUUUAUUUAAAUUUGAAUGUAAUCUUCCCAACUGUAUAAUAAAACGCUACUUCCAGAUUUGUAAUUUGUUGUUUUCUAAGCGCUUUUGAGUAUAUUUUCUUGCAAAAUGUUUUCUACUCUGUGCUUUCAAAGUGUAAACAAUUCAAUUUAAAGCAAUCUUUGUAAAUACGUAAAACAUAAUAGUGUUCUUAACAUUUUGAGAGGAGAGGGUUUUAGAAAAUAGAAUGUUAAGAGAGACAGAGAGAGAGAAGAGCAUGAAAGAGAUGAUAUAAGAUUAAUUUGAGUGGGUACAGACUUGUAUUGUUAUUUAUAGUGAAUGUGAAUUUGAAGUCCAACCUACCUGAUGAUAGAGUGAUGGAUGUGUGUACAUAUCUAAUAUCUUCCUUUUCCUAUAGCCUGUUUCCCUUUUGUUGUAUAGCUCAUCUAUUUAUUUGUAGUGGGAAUGUGUAGUCGACCCUCAUCAUUUACAGAUUUUAUUUUAUAAGCAAGAUCAGUAUUUUACUCUGUUUUAUUCAUGCAGACUAUGUCUUUUGUGAUACAAGAAUGACCUUUUAGCUAUGUCUAAGUCCAUUUUGAGGUCACUUUUAUGUCAACAGCAGAGAUGGGAAAGAGAAGAAUUUAUGGAAUGUUAUUUGUAUCUUGAAGGUACGAGUGUUGAUACAGCCAUUCAUGUUUGUAAGUAUUUUCUCUUGACAAAGAACAAAUGACGAGUUUCAGACAUUAUAUGUAAUAAAUAACAUGUAUUCUUUAUGAUAGUAUUAAUAAAUCUACAUCAAUAUUAUAAA